Molecule: messenger RNA, 467 nt
Organism: Daphnia pulicaria
Lineage: Eukaryota; Metazoa; Arthropoda; Branchiopoda; Diplostraca; Daphniidae
Product: ctenidin-3-like
Exons: 2
Coding region: 111-467 (118 amino acids)
Source: RefSeq, a predicted model, not a curated record
UGAAGAUCCAUUGGUACGACGAAGCUUCUUAGUAAGCGUGGGUAUAUAAGCUCCAAGUCUCCAUCAAAUCAGCAACAGACCAGCUCCAUUGGUCAACUCAACAGCUCAUCAUGAACAAUCUCUGCCUGAUUACUUGCCUUUUCGUUGUCCUGGGUGCUGCCUGGGCAAACCCAACCGUUCGCGAAAGUCGCCAUGCUGUUCCUAUAGGAAUGAUUGAUGGACUGACUUUGAUGGACGACGACUCGACCGGCAGCCUUGUUCAUGAAACUUUAACUCCGAUCGCGAUCAACCCACGCACUUUUCUUCAUGCAACAAUUGACCAACAAACUGAAGAGCAGCGUUGGGGCGGAGGAUGGGGUGGUCGACCUUAUUACGGAGGUGGAGGAGGAUGGGGCGGAGGUCGUCCUUACGGAGGAGGUGGAGGUUGGGGCGGAAGACCAUACGGUACUAAAUUAAAAACAAAUUAG